UCUCUCACUUUGGUGUAUAUCAAUUUUUAGACAGUUUGACAGGUCAUUCAUUUUACAUUGAACACAGAGGCGUUCAAAGCGUACAACCAGUAUUAUUAUUCAUAUAAUGCGAUAAUAUUUCUGACACGUUUUUGACAGUUUGACGGCGUUUUAUCCAACAACUGCAUAAACUCCAUAGUCUAAUUUAUCUCGUCAAGACCAACUGCGUGACUUAUUAUUAUCAUUCUAGUGUGUUAUUGUGUAUGUGAAGCAUGAUCAAGUCCAGUCAAUGUGUGUAUGAUAGAUGAGCAAUUUUCAUUCCAAAAUGGCCUUCAAAUUGACAGUUUAUUAAUUUAUCUAAAACAGAAAAUAAAAAAUUAAUAAUCAUAUCCUGUUUCAACAUUACCACUAUUAUUAUUAUUACUAUUAUUUUUAUUAUCGAUCGAUCGAUCAAUCAACGGAUUGCCCAGAAAAAACUACUAUUGAACACAUUGAACAUAAUUGAACACAUUGAACAUAUUUACAGCGCACAUUUCAAUUUCUAUUGAACGCACAACUACAACAUAGACAUUCAAUUUCAUUGAUCAGUUGGUUAGUUGUACUGUUUUGGAAAAAUACAAAUUAUUUGAAUACGUAUCGCAAUACUUCACAAUUGAUUCCGUGGUGGAUUAUUACUGACGUUCUGUUUCAUGUAUAAAAGAAAAAAUCCAAACAUAUUGAUUGAUUGAUUGAUUUGAAUAAAAGAUGGAAUAUGAUGAUACAGUGACUCAGGAUGGAUUUCUUAAUGUUAGAUUCUUUUGAAAACUGAUUUCUCAGAAGCGAAAAAAACAAGAAAUUGAAGCUGAAAUUUAUUGAUUUUGGAUAUACUCUCUGUGUGUGUCUGUGUGCUUGUCUGUAUGUAUGUGUGGUUGUGCGGUUCCCUAUUAAACAGUCAUAUAUUAAUUCAUUGUGGAUUUUAAAUUUAUUGAAAAAAGAAUAUCUACAAUUAUGAAUUCAAACAGUACCAAUAAUAAUAAUAGUAAUAAUAAUAAUCAUAAUAAACCUCGGCAGAAUUCACCUGACACGUACACAUCAAUGAGUCGUACAUCGUGUAAUAAGCAACUUAACAAUAAUAAUAAUAUCAAAACUUCACCAGUCGAUAUAAAUUCUACUUGUGAUGAACAUCAAACUAUUAGUGACAAUGAUAAUACUACUAACAUUACCAUUACAACUUCUGUGACAAGUACUUCAACAUCCAACUUCCCCAAUACACAUUCAUAUCAUCCUGUGAAUGCACCGACAUCAACAUCCUCCUCUACAUCCUCAAUUGAUCCUACAUCAAUGAUUAAUGUUGUUGGUACAGAUCUAUCCAUGGUAACACAGACGACGACUACCACUGCUACAACAUCAUCAUUACCGAAUGAACCAAUCAAUUCAUUACAGUCAAGAUCAUGUGAUUCGACAGGAUCUACAGGCCUAGUAAAUUCACCGAAUUCUUCAUUGGCUACAACAACAACACCAACACCAACACCACCAACACAUCAUAUUAGCCAUAGUAAUAAUAAUACAAUGAAACGUAAAAGUAGUUUGACUAUCAGUGAAGAUGAUUUAACAACAACUACCAAUACUACUAAUACUACUAAUAAUAGUAGUAGUAAUGUACAAUCCUAUUACCCAACAACUUAUCCAACUGUAUCAACGAUCAGUGGAUCAAAUAAUUUAUUGUAUACUGGAAUAAAUCAUAACUCGAGUACUACAACUAGUACAACAACCACAACUACUACUAUAAAUAGUAAUCCUCACCGUUUAUCCACAAAUAAUCCUAUUCAUGGUGGAACACAUCAUACACAAUUAAAUUAUUCCGAUAUAAAUACAAGACAUAAUAAUAAUACUACUACUAAUAAUAAUAAUAGUAGUAUAUCUCAGUCAAAUUUAUCAUCAUCAAGUGGAAUGAAUUCUGGAUCAUUAAAUAAUGUAAAUAUUGGACAUGGCGGUAUGAUGAAUAAUAAUAAUAAUAAUACUAAUAAUACAGAGACAAGUAUACAUAAAGCAAGAUCAGCAUUAUAUGAGCAUCCUCUAUUUCCUUUAUUGGCAUUAAUAUUUGAAAAAUGUGAAUUGGCCACAUGUACACCAAGGGAUCCAAUGUCAGUGGCUGCUGCUGCCGCGGCAGCUGCUGCAGCCGCUUCCGUAUCUGGUCAUACUACUGGUAAUCCAACUACUACUAAUACGACAAACACUGGGAAUAUGGAAGUUUGGUCAUCGGAAUCAUUUAAUGAAGAUAUUAUUGUAUUUGCUAAAGAAUUAGUGAAUUCUCAAAAAACUAUUCGUACUGGUGAUCCUGAAUUAGAUUCUUUGAUUAUUCAAGCAAUUCAAGUUCUCCGAUUUCAUCUUCUUGAAAUCGAAAAAGUACAUGAACUCUGUGAUAAUUUUUGUUCACGUUAUAUUACAUGUUUACGUGGUAAAAUGCCAAUUGAUUUAGUUAUUGAAGAUAGAGAUUCAGCUGGUUCAACUGGUUCAGGAAAUAGUCCACAACCAAUUAAUUGUUCAAUGAAUCAAUCAACGAUGAUGAUGAUGAUGAAUUCAUCAUCGAAUACAACAACAUCAUUAGGAUUACAACAACAACAUGGUAAUAGUCUUCCUAGUGCUACACCGACCACGACAACAACACCACCAAUUGGAAUAAAUUUAUUUCAUAAUAAUUUGGAUGAUUCCAGUGGAGGAUGUAGUAUACAACAGAAUUUAUCACAUUCUACCAUUGGGAAUUAUACAAAUCAUAAUCACCAGAGUAAUAAUAACAGUCAUCAGCAUCAACAUCAGCAACAUCCUCAUCAGCAACAUCCUCAUCAUCAGCAGCAACAGCAACAGCAUCCUCAUUCACGAUUUCAUGGGGAUCCAGCAGCUGCAUAUGCAGCAGUUGCCGCCGCGGCAGCCGCAUCCUCUGUGACACAAAUGGGUGGAUUAUUAGGAUUGGGCAGUAUGUAUCCAUGUUCAAAUUUAUCUAGUGGGUCUAGUAAUGCAUUUCAUUCAAUGUUUGGUGGUGCAGGUGCAGCUGGUGGUGUGGGCGCAGGUGAUCCCCGGUAUCAUUCGAAUCCACAGAAUUCUCCAUUAUCUGGUUUUUCCGAUUCAUCAAAUUACUAUAUGCAACAACAACACCCUCAACACCCUCAACACCACCCUCAUCAUCAAUCACAUCAUGGUAGUCAUACAAAUUAUCCUGGUUUGUAUUCAAACCAAUCGGGGUUUGGUGGCAGUAGCAGCAGUGGUGGUGGUGGUGGUUUGGACUUAGGUAUAGGUGGGGGUGUUGGUGGCGCAAAUGAUCUUCGAUCAUCUUAUACAAAUCAUCCAUCAUUAUCCGGUAAUUUUAUUACUAAUAAUAGUAAUAACAAUAAUAAUGCACAAAAUUUUAUUGGUGGACAUUUACCAAUUGGACACGGUGGAACCGGAUUCGGUCAACAUCAAUUAUCCGCCGAUGCAUUGUCAUCAUCUUCAUCAUCUGGAAUGGUUGGACGAUCAAAAAACUCGUCUCCUUUACUUGGUGGAAGUGUUGGAAGUCGGCGGUCACCGGAUGUCGACGACAGAGCCAGUCCUAAUGGCGGUGGAAAUACAUGUCAUCGGAAUGGAGCGUCCGGAUGUGGAAAUUCUAACAAUCGUGGUGGUGGGGGUUGUGAUGGAGGAGGUGGUGGAGGUGGUGGUGGAGACGGCGGUGGUGGUGGUGGUGGUGAUCGUGGUCGAUCUAUGGAUAAUUCUGGUGGGGGUGGACGUACUGCGUCUGGGACAACAAUUUCCAAUAUUGUUGAACAUAAUUUAAACAGUCGUCAUACUCAUACUAAUCAUCAUCAUCACCAUCAUCAUGCGCAUUCACAAUCACUCAAUCAUAUGUCACAAAAUCUGUCUCAAUCCAAUACACCAAUGUCUCGUAGUCAUGGGAAUGCCAGUCAAGAUAUGAAUAGUGAAGCGGGUGAUGGAAUUGACAAUUCCAUUGGAUCAGGUGAAAAUUUCGAUGAAUUUGAUUUAGAAGAAAAAUCAAUAAAACGUCAGAAAAAACGUGGGAUCUUUCCUAAAGCUGCUACAAAUAUUAUGAGAGCAUGGCUAUUUCAACAUUUAUCACAUCCUUAUCCAUCGGAAGAACAAAAAAAACAAUUGGCUACAGAUACUGGUUUAACAAUUUUACAAGUAAAUAAUUGGUUCAUUAAUGCUCGACGACGUAUUGUUCAACCAAUGAUUGAUCAAUCAAAUCGAGCAGGACCACAUGGUUAUCCUCCCGAUGCAGCAGGAUGUUUACCUUAUAUGGAUAACCAACAUUUUGCUGCUUAUGGACGACCAGUGUGUUGUAAUGAGGAAAAUAAAGGAAAAGGGAAAAAGGAAAAAGGAUUUCGCAACAAUGAACAUAACAACAACAACAAAAUGAAAGUGUAUCUAUGCUGA
Messenger RNA from Schistosoma turkestanicum, 4383 nucleotides. NCBI's taxonomy places the organism in Eukaryota, Metazoa, Platyhelminthes, Trematoda, Strigeidida, Schistosomatidae. The record is from the annotation of a GenBank genome assembly.